AUGGAGGUACUUAUGGCAGAACGGGCCAAUUUGGUCUUUCACAAUAAAGCGAUAGAUGGAAUUGCCAUGAAACGACUUAUUAGUCGAUUAAUCGAUCACUUUGGAAUGGCAUAUACGUCACACAUCCUGGAUCAAGUAAAGACUCUGGGUUUCCAGCAAGCCACUGCUACAUCCAUUUCAUUAGGAAUUGAUGAUCUUUUAACAAUACCUUCUAAAGGAUGGCUAGUCCAAGAUGCUGAACAACAAAGUUUGAGUUUGGAAAAACACCAUCAUUAUGGGAAUGUACACGCGGUAGAAAAAUUACGUCAAUCUAUUGAGAUAUGGUAUUCUACAAGUGAAUAUUUGCGACAAGAAAUGAAUCCUAAUUUUAGGAUGACUGACCCUUAUAAUCCAGUCUAUAUAAUGUCUUUUUCGGGAGCUAGAGGAAAUGUGUCUCAGGUACAUCAAUUAGUAGGUAUGAGAGGAUUAAUGUCAGAUCCACAAGGACAAAUGAUUGAUUUACCUAUUCAAAGCAAUUUACGCGAAGGACUCUCUUUAACAGAAUAUAUCAUUUCUUGCUACGGAGCCCGCAAAGGAGUUGUGGAUACUGCUGUACGAACAUCAGACGCUGGAUAUCUCACGCGAAGGCUUGUCGAAGUAGUUCAACAUAUUGUUGUACGUAGAACGGAUUGUGGCACUAUUCGAGGUAUUUCUGUAACUUCUCGGAACGGCAUAAUGCCGGAAAGAAUUUUUAUCCAAACAUUAAUCGGUCGUGUAUUAGCAGAUGAUAUAUAUAUGGGUUCACGGUGCAUUGCCACCCGAAACCAAGAUAUCGGGGUUGGACUUGUCAACCGAUUCAUAACGCUUCGAACCCAACCAGUAUCCAUUCGAACUCCUUUUACUUGUAGGAGUGCAUCUUGGAUCUGUCGAUUAUGCUAUGGCCGGAGUCCGACUCACGGCGACCUGGUUGAAUUGGGAGAAGCUGUGGGUAUUAUUGCGGGUCAAUCUAUUGGGGAACCUGGUACUCAACUAACAUUAAGAACUUUUCAUACGGGCGGAGUAUUCACAGGGGGUACUGCAGAACAUGUACGAGCCCCUUCUAAUGGAAAAAUCCAAUUCAAUGAGGAUUUAGUUCAUCCCACACGUACACGUCAUGGACAUCCCGCCUUUCUAUGUUAUAUCGACUUGUAUGUCACUAUUGAGAGUGAAGAUACUCUACAUAAUGUAAAUAUUCCGCCCAAAAGUUUUCUUUUAGUUCAAAACAAUCAAUAUGUUGAAUCCGAACAAGUGAUUGCUGAAAUUCGCGCGGGGACAUCUAACUUGAAUUUUAAGGAAAGGGUUCGAAAACAUAUUUAUUCGGACUCAGAAGGAGAAAUGCACUGGAGUACCGAUGUGUACCAUGCACCCGAAUUUACAUACGGUAAUGUUCAUCUCUUACCAAAAACAAGUCAUUUAUGGAUAUUAUCCGGAAGGCCGUACAGAUCGAGUGUAGUCCCCUUUUCGCUCUCCAAGGAUCAAGAUCAAACGAACAUUCAUUCUCUUUCUUUCGAACAAAUAGAUAUUUCUAACCCCUCAGUCAUUAAUGAUCAAAUAAAAGAGAAAUUAUCGGACUCUUUUAGUAAAAAAGAGGAUAGGAUUCCUGAUUAUUCCGAACUUAAUCUCAUAUAUCCUGCAAAAAAUUCUGAUUUAUUGGCAAAGAAACGAAGAAAUAGAUUCAUUAUUCCAUUUCAAUCGAAUCAAGAACGAGAAAAAGACUUAAGGUACCGUUCUGGUCUCUCAAUUGAAAUACCUAUAAAUGGUAUUUUUCGUAGAAAUAGUAUUUUUGCUUAUUUCGAUGAUCCUCGAUACCGAAGAAAGAGUUCGGGAAUUACUAAAUAUGGGACUACAGAAAUGCAUUCAAUCGUUAAAAAAGAGGAUUUGAUUGAGUAUCGAGGAGUCAAAGAAUUUCGACCAAAAUACCAAAUGAAAGUAGAUCGGUUUUUUUUCAUUCCCGAAGAAGUUCAUAUCUUACCCGGAUCUUCGUCCAUAAUGGUACGCAACAAUAGUAUCAUUGGAGUAGAUACACAAAUCACUUUAAAUACAAGAAGCCGAGUGGGCGGAGUGGUCCGAGUGGAGAGGAAAAAAAAAAAGAUUGAACUUAAAAUUUUUUCUGGAGAUAUACAUUUUCCUGGGGAGACAGAUAAAAUAUCCCGACAUAGUGGCAUUUUGAUACCACCAGGCAGAACAAAUUCCAAGGACUCAAAAGAUUUGAAAAAUUGGAUCUAUGUCCAACGGAUCACCCCUACUAAGAAAAAAUCUUUUGUUUUGGUUCGACCCGUAGUCCCAUAUGAAAUAACGGACGGUAUCAAUUUAACAACACUUUUCCCUCAGUAUUUGUUGCAGGAAAGGGAUAAUGUGCAACUUCGAGUUGUCAAUUAUAUCCUUUAUGGAAAUGGCAAAGCCACUCGAGAAAUUUCUGACACAAGUAUUCAAUUAGUACGUACUUGUUUAGUAUUGAAUUGGAAUCAAAAUAAAAAAAGUUCACGAUGGAUACUAGGCGCUGUGCGUAUCGACCCGUGCAGUGUUGUAGCUAACGCGUUAAGUAUCCCGCCUGGGGAGUACGUUCGCAAGAAUGAAACUCAAAGGAAUUGA
Amaranthus tricolor (Joseph's coat) is the source of this 2610-nucleotide messenger RNA. Its product is annotated as DNA-directed RNA polymerase subunit beta''-like. Gene Ontology annotation, molecular function: DNA binding; DNA-directed RNA polymerase activity. Bases 1 to 2610 code for a protein of 869 amino acids. The transcript has a single exon. Gene Ontology annotation, biological process: DNA-templated transcription. The record is from RefSeq and is a predicted model, not a curated record. NCBI's taxonomy places the organism in Eukaryota, Viridiplantae, Streptophyta, Magnoliopsida, Caryophyllales, Amaranthaceae.